Messenger RNA from Fusarium redolens, 333 nucleotides. RefSeq lists its product as uncharacterized. Lineage: Eukaryota; Fungi; Ascomycota; Sordariomycetes; Hypocreales; Nectriaceae. The transcript has a single exon. The annotation marks the transcript as partial. The record is from RefSeq and is a predicted model, not a curated record.
GCUGGUUGGGCGACGACUUGUAGCAAAACCCACCUCGCAGGAUGUCCGGAGAUGCGCUUCUUAUCUAUCAAGGGCUCAUUGGCAUACCCGGAACGCGAUGAGGAAGACGAGAAGUUACAUGAGGUGUCUUGGAAAGACUUCACCUACAUGGAUGCCGACGUUUGGGACAACUUUCAACAGGGGACGGGCAUAACAAGGUCCACGAACAACCGUCGCAAAGGCCAAUACCGCGGGACAAUAUCGCAUUUGAGGCAUUGCCGGAAGGAUGUAGUAGCACCGCCACCAGUAGGAAGUGCUCAUCUAGCCAACUGGCGCCCAAUAAACUCCUACUAA